GGUUUACUUCCCCUAUAUAUACAACCUUCGCAAUUGCCAAAGUGGAGAGCGAGUUCGCGAGGCCUCCCCUCCGCCUGAAACCAAAACGAGAGCGCGUGUGAUGAGAGCAUUGAUGACUCACCGCCCGCAGUCACCAAUUCGUCGCUUCCAACGCUUCCCCAUCUCUACCACCAUACAGUAACUUCGACAUUGCGGCAAAACAACCACCACACACACACACAAUGACAAACUCCACCCCCUUCCAACCUCCCUUCGAGCUGUCCUCUUUGCUCCACUCAGGCUACAGCAACCCAACCCUGCGCCAAUGGCAGUCCGCGGACGGAAAAACUAUCACAAAGAACUCGCUCAUUUACCCGGUGUUCAUUCACGAUAAUGUCGACGAGAAGGUCGAGAUCGCGUCUCUUCCCAACCAGUAUAGGUUCGGAGUCAACACCCUCAAAGCCCAUUUUGCGCCCCUCGUCGCAAAGGGCUUACGAACAGUAAUGCUCUUCGGCGUCCCCACCACCAAGCCAAAGGACGGCAGAGGUUCCCUCGCAGACGACCCCGAGGGCCCCGUCAUCCAAGCGAUCAAAUUAUUCCGCAAAGAGUUCCCGCAAGUGGUUGUGGCGUGCGACGUAUGUUUGUGCGAGUAUACGGACCAUGGGCACUGUGGGGUGCUGAAUGAGGAUGGGACGAUCAAUAAUACGCCGUCGAUUGGGAGGUUGGCGGAGGUUUCGUUGAAUUACGCGAAAGCAGGAUGUCAGAUAAUAGCCCCGUCGGACAUGAUGGACGGCCGCAUCAAAGCCAUCAAGCAGAUCCUCUACGACAACGGUCUCGGCUCGAAGGUCGCCGUCAUGGCUUACGGAGCAAAGUUCGCCAGUGUGUUCUACGGACCAUUCCGUGACGCGGCCGGCUCAGCCCCCAUCCAAGGCUCCGGCGACCGUAAAUGCUACCAACUCCCCCCCGGCGCCCGGGGCCUCGCGCGGCGGGCCCUCUCCCGCGACGUAGCCGAGGGCGCCGACAUGCUGGUCGUCAAGCCCGCAUACCCGUACCUCGACAUUGUGCGAGACGCAAAGGAGCUGUGCCCGGAUCACCCGAUUGUGAUUUAUCAGGUGUCGGGGGAGUAUGCGAUGCUAUGGCAUGCGGCGAAGGCGGGCGCGGUGGAUUUAAAGGCGGGGGUUUUGGAGAGUUUGGAGUGUGCUUUGAGGGCCGGUGCCAACAUCCUCAUCACCUAUUACACACCCGAGCUCCUCGACUGGUUGGAGCAGUAGCGCACGGGAAUGUAGUUCAACAUACCAUAGCAUCGCCAGAUUUUGGGUUCAUCUCUGAUUCGAAUGUAGCCAAAGGCCGUGAAUUUAUUAUAUAGAGUAACAUACGCCAUCUUUAUGCUAGCC
Messenger RNA from Fimicolochytrium jonesii, 1373 nucleotides. RefSeq lists its product as uncharacterized. Gene Ontology annotation, biological process: heme biosynthetic process. Gene Ontology annotation, molecular function: porphobilinogen synthase activity; zinc ion binding. The coding region runs from base 222 to 1250 and encodes 342 amino acids. Lineage: Eukaryota; Fungi; Chytridiomycota; Chytridiomycetes; Spizellomycetales; Powellomycetaceae. The transcript is spliced from 5 exons. Gene Ontology annotation, cellular component: cytosol. The record is from RefSeq and is a predicted model, not a curated record.